AUGAAGUCCGCCAUUCAACUCGAGCCGCCGCCUCACGCCAACCUCCUCCACUUCCACCACCACAAAUUCCCCGCCCGAACCCGCCAGCUCCAUCUCUACCGCCGCCGCCGUCACAAAUCGGCGGCCAGAACGCUCGUGCUCUGCGCCGGCUUGCUGGACCCCUUCCAGAGCUUCCUCACUCAGUUCCCUUCCUCGAAUUCCCUCGACCUUCUCGCUCCCGCCAUCGGCCUCGCCUCCGGUUUGACGCUCUACCUCGCUGGACGGAAGUCCAGGGACAAGUCUCCUGAAGUCGGCGAGUGGAUUCUGUUCACCAGCCCGACGCCGUUUAACAGGUUUGUUAUUCUGCGGUGCCCUUCCGUAUCGUUUGAAGGGAGCGAGUUGCUGGAGGGGGUGAAUGAGAAAUUGGUGGAGCAGGACAGGCAUUUUGUGCGCCUGAACAGCGGGAGAAUUCAAGGGACUUUUGGCGAGGAGGAUGCUGGCAGUGGUGGCUCUCUGGUGGAUAAACUGGAGUACCAGAGAGUUUGUGUGAGUGCGGAGGACGGCGGCGUUGUGUCGAUCGAUUGGCCGUCGAAUUUGGACCUGGAGGAGGAGCGUGGACUGGAUACGACUUUCUUGCUGGUGCCGGGGACACCGGACGGGAGCAUGGAUCCUAGCGUUAGGUCAUUCGUCUGUGAAUCCCUGGGCCGCGGAUUCUUUCCCAUUGUUAUGAAUCCUAGAGGCUGCGCUGGUUCUCCGCUCACCACUGCCAGGUUGUUUUCAGCUGCUGACAGCGAUGAUAUAUCCACAGUUGUACAUUUCAUCACCAAGGCAAGACCAUGGACUACAAUCAUGGCUGUUGGCUGGGGUUAUGGUGCAAGCAUGUUGACAAAAUAUCUGGGAGAAGUCGGGGAUAGAACUCCAAUUACAGCUGCCACUUGUAUUAAUAACCCUUUUGACUUGGAUGAGGCCACAAGGUGCUCUCCUUAUCAUGUCGCUUUGGAUGAGAAGCUCACUGGUGGGCUGGUUGAUAUACUACGGGCUAACAAGGGACUGUUUCAAGGUAAAGCAAAAGGGUUUAAUGUGGAGAAAGCCUUAUUGGCAAAAUCCGUUCGUGAUUUUGAGAAAGCAAUAUCUAUGGUGUCUUAUGGUUUCAAAGAAAUAGAAGAAUUUUAUUCUAAAUCAAGCACAUCAGGUUUGGUCAAGCAUGUGAAGAUUCCUGUGCUCUUUAUCCAGAAUGAUGAUGCUGCUGUCCCGCUCUUCUCCAUUCCACGCAGUUCAAUCGCAGAAAAUCCUUGUACAAACCUUCUUCUAUGCUCAUGCUCACCGCAUGUGACCAAAGUAAACAACAGAGCAGCUCAGUUAUGGUGCCAAAACCUUACAUUGGAGUGGCUCACAGCCGUGGAGCUCGGACUCUUGAAGGGGCGUCAUCCACUACUUGAAGAUUUAGAUGUUACCGUCAACCUAUCAACAGGUUUAAGUCGUAGAGAAAAGGCAAUUGUUGACAUUCAUGGAGAGAAUAAAGAACUCUUGGAUCUUACUGUAACUGAUACCAAUGGGUAUGCUGUGAGUCUAUCCAAUCAGCUGCCUGACGGUAGCUCUACCAGUGAUGGGCUUAAUUCAGGAUCAAUACUUCAUUAUGACAAAGAUAUGGAAAUCGAAGAUGGCUUACAGGGAGAAGAAGGCCAGGUUAGACAGAAAACUACUGUAGAAACAGAGCUGAUGGAAGAUGAGUCAGCUAUACCUGUGGAUGCUGAAAGAGGCGAAGUGUUACAGACAGCACAGUUAGUAAUGAAAAUGCUGGACACUGCAAUGCCCGGUGCUCUUGCACAGGAUGAAAGAAAGAAGGUCUUGUCUGCUGUAGGUCGAGGAGAGACACUUUUGAAAGCCUUGGAAGGUGCUGUACCAGAAGAAGUUCGCGGAAAGCUUACUGCAGCUGCAUCAGGAAUUCUGCAAGCUAAUCGUAUGAAGUUAAAGCUUGAUGGGCUGAUGGGUAGUGGUGAAGGUAAGAUACCAGCUCUAUCUUCAGGGUUGAAGUCAACCACGCAAGUAGAAGCAAGUUCUGACAGCAUGUCAAAAGACAUUGCUGUAGAUGAGAUGAAUAAGACAAAUAGUGUAACAGAUGGUGUCGGUGACAAUCAAUCGGGGAUUGACCAGUCUGGUGGUGGUCUAGACCCAGAGCUUCUGUCUUCUGAUAAUUUGCAGAAAUCUGUUGACUUAGGUCAGUCUCAAAGUAUGACAAAUCAGCAUGGUGACAUACAUGGCCCCCCUACAAUGGGAGCAAAUGAAUCUGAAAAUAAUCAUACUAGUGAUGGAGUCACUAGAGAAAAAGCUGCUUCGUUUGCCGAGAGUAAGGAUAAGGGAUUGGAAGCUAGUCUGGAGUCUGUUCCUGAAAAGGCUGGUAGUGUCAAGGAUGCCACUUCCAAUGAUACCAAAUUGCUCCAUGAUGAUGAAUCAUCACCUGAGCCAGAAACGAGAAAGGAGAAUAAUUCUCAUGAAAAGACAACCAUGGAGUCUUCCAGUGAGCGGAGUGAGGUGACACCUUCCAAUAUUAGUGAAGGCGGCAGUCCAUCUGCAGGAGUUCCUGAGCCUCAACAGUCUGGAAAGGAAGGCAUUGAUGAUCAGAAGAGAGAUAGCAUAAGCGAACAGCCUGUACCGAUUCAAAACAAGUCUGCCCUUCCCGAUUCCAAUACCCCCACCUUCAAUGUCGUUCAAGCCCUGGAUGCCUUUGCAGGAAUUGAUGAUUCCACUCAAGUAGCAGUUAACAGUGUCUUUGGUGUGAUUGAAAAUAUGAUUGACCAAUUUCAAGAGGAUCAGGAUAACAAAGAUCAUGCCAAUGAUGGAAAUGAGACUGAAGAUGAAUUUGAUGAUUCUGGUUCUAGUGAACCGCUGAAUGUUGAUCGGCCAUCAGCACAGGCUGGAGCAGGUUACGAUGGUUCAAAGGCGAGACCUAAAAUGGAUACAUUAAUUUCGAGUGGCAACAUUUCUAGUAACUCUGGGAGGGUUGUUAAUAACUACAGAAGCGAGAUUGAAAAGGAACAGUUAUUUGGUAUUAGAAGUACAACUGACUUGGACGAUAGCAAUGUGAGAGAUAUUCCUUUGCGUGUGAACAAACACCUAUAUGAGGACUACCUGCAGAAUGCUCACCUCAACAAAUAUCUUCUAGCUAAGAUGCCAAAAACCAAACCACUGGAUGUUGACCCAACUGCUGCUUUAUUACUUGACUAUUUUCCCGAAGAUGGCCAAUGGAAGCUUUUGGAACAACAUGUGAAUGUUGGACAGUUGAGGAAAACUGCUUCAACUAGUAAUGUUGUUCAACGAAAGGUUAAGGUCCAAUUGAAUGCGGAGGUGAAAAAAGGAGAUGAUUUUAUUGAACCUUCCUAUGUUGUGUUAGAUACUGAGACACGUCAGCAGCCUGUUGGAGAAUAUAAGGUUUUGGACAACCUAAAAAGGAAGGCAGGAGAUGUUAGCGUCAAGACAGAAGAGCUUAUACAUUCUGUGAAGAACAUUAUCCUGGAUGCUCUAAAGGUUGAGGUUGGCCGCAAGCUGAGUGUGGCUGACGUGAGAAAAAUGAAGCCUGAUCUUGGAAGAGAUAUUGAACUAGUGGCUGAUGCUGUAUCUUUGUCCGUUGGGCAUGGCAAGGAUCAUAUCUGGAACGUCCAUGAUGAAAACAAUAAGGUCGAUUAUAAUUCAGAAAGGCACGGUGUCCUUCAUGCAGAAAGCAUUGUGAGUGCCAUAUCAUCUUCUGUCUCAGGAACAACCUAUUUAAGAAGACUCUUACCGGUGGGGGUCAUAGUAGGUUGUUGCUUAGCUGCAUUGAAAAAACAUUUUGACGUAGCUACAGGACCUAAUAAUGAUCUGGAAUCAUAUGAUCAAAAUGAAAGUUCUCUGGAAAACUGCCAAGAUGAAAUGAAUACUAGUAAGAAGGAUCUAAAGCUUGCAGAUGAUCUUGGAGUUUCUAGUUUGAACCAUACAAGAAGUAGAAAGGGUGAAGAAGCUGUAUUGAAGAACAUAGACAAUGACAGCAUUAUGGUGGGUGCUGUUACCGCUGCCCUUGGAGCUUCAGCUUUUCUAGGACAACAGGAUGACAAUGAAAUAGAGGAAUCAUCGGCCAAGUACUUGAAGGAGAGAGUAAGUCCCCAAAUAGCAUCAGAAAAGCUUGAUGGUGAAUUGUCUGAAAAAGAUCAAAACAACAUUGUUGCAAGCUUUGCUGAGAAAGCGAUGUCAGUUGCUGGUCCAGUAGUUCCUACGAAGGAAGACGGCGGAGUGGAUCAAGAAAGGUUGGUUGCUAUGUUAGCUGAUUUGGGUCAAAAGGGUGGCAUUUUGAGUUUGGUUGGGAAGCUUGCUCUGCUGUGGGGUGGUCUACGUGGAGCUAUGAGUCUGACUGAGAGGCUUAUCUCUUUCUUGCACUUAGCUGACCGGCCCUUACACCAAAGGAUUCUGGGAUUUGUGGGCAUGGCUCUUGUUUUAUGGUCGCCAGUUGUUAUUCCAUUGCUUCCAACACUGGUGCAGAGCUGGACAUCUGGCACUCCAUCCAGAUUUGCGGAGCUUGUUUCAAUUCUUGGCCUCUAUGCUGCUAUUUUGAUGCUUGUUAUCAUUUGGGGCAGAAAGCUACGUGGGCAUGAAUUUCCACUGAAACAAUAUGGUCUGGAUUUGACGACAUUGUCCAAGAUCCAAAGCUUUUUCAAGGCCUUAGCUGGAGGGAUGGCACUUGUUUUACUGAUACAAUCUGUAAAUGUAUAUCUGGGCUGUGUGAGUUUUUCUUGGCCUGCAAGGCACCCGUCUUCUACGAAUCUUGUCGUAGCAUAUCUGAAACUGUACGGCCAAAUGGUUUUGUUUGCCCUACAAGGCAUCCUAUCAGCAGCUGGCGUUGUGCUCGUUGAAGAAUUGUUUUUCAGAUCGUGGCUGCCUGGAGAAAUUGCUUUGGAUCUUGGGUUUCAUCAAGGAAUUGUCAUUUCGGGACUUUUAUAUGCUCUUUCCCAGAGGUCUCCAUUGGCAGUGCCAGCACUGUGGCUUCUAUCUAUGGCCCUGUCAGGGAUACGGCAAAGAAGCCAAGGCAGCCUUUCUGUGGUGAUUGGGUUACGUGCUGGGAUAAUGGCUUCAAGCUAUGUUCUUCAGAGAGGUGGAUUCCUGACGUACAAGUACACGUUGCCUUUAUGGGUAGCAGGGACUCAUCCAUUCCAACCUUUUAGCGGGGUGGUCGGUCUUGCAGUCUCUUUGUUAAUGGCAGUGGUUCUAUACCCAAGGCGACAACUACAUGAGGAAUUAGAGGGGAACUCUUAG
This is a messenger RNA of Linum trigynum, 5259 nucleotides long. Lineage: Eukaryota; Viridiplantae; Streptophyta; Magnoliopsida; Malpighiales; Linaceae. The record is from the annotation of a GenBank genome assembly.